AUAAUUCAUCUGCAAUUUGCGUGGUUACUUUCUCGACGCUUGUGUACACGAAGAGCUUUUAUCAGGCACUCUUAAGAGCCCGAAAGCUGCUGAAUGGAAUAUCGGAUACGAUUCCGCUUACUCCUCCAAAUGAUGCACGCCAUCAAAUCAGGUUUUUUGUUUCUUCGUUUCUGAAACAUGACCAAGCUAUGCUUUCAGCAUUGAGUCAGGAGGAGAGGGAAACGCUCUCAUCGAAACCCAAGAUUUUUCCAGAGGAUGUUCCGGGUGAUGAGAAGGUUACCUUGCAAAAAAUUUUUACCUCUGCGCAUUUGAACCAGCUCAGGAGGGAUCUUAAAGAGCGAAACCUUUUGCCCUCGCAAGUAUUCUUUGCCAAGCUUUUCAUGACCUUUUUGUCACCCGCCUAUUCUGCAGACAGUUCAAUUCCCAAUUGGGACAGAAUUCUCAGCAUAAAAGAUAAAGAGUCGAUUGAUGAGCUUAAAUGGAUAUUUUUUUCUGAGAGCAUGCCAGAGAAAAAAAUUAAAAAGUUCUUUGAAGCUAGCGAGGUAGGUAAGGCACUGUUCGAAAAUUUUAACAUAUCUUCGAUUCCAUCCGACUCAAAUACUCCCACAUUGGAUAGAGAGACUGUUGUCCAAUCGACGCAAGAGCAGGAAUCUGUCCAAGAGCAGGAAUCUGUCCAAGAGCAGGAAUCUGUCCAAGAGCAGGAACAGAUUCAUGAAAACCUCGAAGACAAAAAUGUAUCCCCUGCAGAGAAAUCACCUUUCGGAAUAUCUGAUGCGAUAUUUGAUGGUUUAAGGGUUAAAUUUACAAAAGACUUUGCAACAACAGUUGUUGGUCGCCUCAAUUUGAACGAUGCAUACACAAAGUAUCCGGUGUUUGUUGAUGCUGUUGACGGAAAAUGGUUAUUCGCCACAAUGAACGAUGUUGCUGAAAAUUUGAGAGAUAUCGCUCAUUCUUUCUUUUCGCCUGCACUGAUAAACAUCUAUGAUCUGGAAGAAUUUGACUUGGAAGACAUGCUUCACUAUCUGGCAUACUCUGGCGGUGCCGUUGGUUUUAUGGAUCUUUUAGAUAGCUGUACAAAGGCUGAUAGAGAUUUGAUUUUUGGUUUU
Messenger RNA from Mitosporidium daphniae, 1106 nucleotides. RefSeq lists its product as uncharacterized. The record is from RefSeq and is a predicted model, not a curated record. The transcript has a single exon. The annotation marks the transcript as partial. Lineage: Eukaryota; Fungi; Microsporidia.